CUUUGUGGUUUACCCUUCUAUGGUAUGAUAGUUAUUGUUAUUGUUUCAUCAGAUGACACCCGAUCCUGCAUCUACGCAGUGAUGCGGUUCCCAAAUGAAAUGAUUGGAACCGUGAGGUAUUUCUGCAUAUAACACCUGGCCAUUGCAGUCAUGCUGGUUGCAUGUUGUUGUGAUGCACACUGCAGGAGGCCCCGGUAGGUCCUUAACGCCCGUGUUUAAGGCGUAUGCCCGUCAGCUGUACAGAUAUAUAAACGACAUCCUCAAGUCUUUGCACAUUAUUGACUUCUGUUCUGAGCAGUUUGUGUAUUUCUUCUGUAACCAUGUCCCGUCCACUUUUUACCAUUGUCCUUCUGUUGGUCGGCAUCAUUGCGCUCCAGUCUACCGAGGGUCGUCGACGAUUCAAGAAGACACGCAAAACUGGUUUCAUGGGUACGAAGGACUGUGAAGAAGCAUUUGGCUCUGCCGCCAAGGAUCAUAAUUCUGCUGCUGGCAAGGAACAGUUCUGUACCACGUAUGUGAACCUGUGUGGCGACAUCAUCCGCACCCCUCUGUUCCCCGAAGCCGUGAAGUGUGGAGGCUGCAUCUUCGCCUGGAUGACACACUGCACAAAUCCUCCCCGCGGUUGACGCAAGAGUCACGUACAACCUUACAGGAGCGUGACUGCCGUCUUAGCUAACAGUUUAAGAUAGCAUGAUCUUAACAACCCAUAGGUUUGUUUUGUAAAGAAACGUUUCAGCUUGAUGUGUAUCUAGACUAUGCUCUGAUGUUACUAACUUGGGCGUGACUGCUUAAAGGAAAAUUAUUUUGUUUCUCUAUUCAUUUACGAAGUUAAUGCUCUUAACAUUUGAAUAAACCAUGUCAAUAUU
Messenger RNA from Haliotis rufescens (red abalone), 866 nucleotides. RefSeq lists its product as uncharacterized. The coding region runs from base 321 to 626 and encodes 101 amino acids. Lineage: Eukaryota; Metazoa; Mollusca; Gastropoda; Lepetellida; Haliotidae. The record is from RefSeq and is a predicted model, not a curated record. The transcript is spliced from 2 exons.